This is a messenger RNA of Thecamonas trahens ATCC 50062, 4209 nucleotides long. RefSeq lists its product as uncharacterized. The record is from RefSeq and is a predicted model, not a curated record. The coding region runs from base 1 to 4209 and encodes 1402 amino acids. The transcript is spliced from 4 exons. Lineage: Eukaryota; Apusomonadida; Apusomonadidae.
AUGGACGACGAGGAGCGGCAGCGGAAGCUUGCCGAGGGCAAGGCCAAGUUUGCUGCCAUGCGCGCUCGCAAGGGCAAGGGAAGCGGGCGGAAGAAGCGCUACCGAGAGUGCAGCGGAUGCGUCGGGGUGGUCGUUCCGGGAGAGAUCGGGGUCGAGGCACGGAUGGUUAAUGAUGACGUGGUUGAGCUCCGCAAGGUAGCUGACGCGCCGGUCCGGCCGAUCGCGGUCAUCACAAGGACCUCUGGGAGCGAGCCGGGGCUUCGUAAGGUUGUCGACGAGUUGGAGACCGAGCUGGCGUCAAGCCGGAUGGUAGUCGGCCAGCGGGAGGUGCAGAUCAACCAGCUGAAGAACGAGCUGGCGGCAGUGCGCGGCGAGCUGGCGCGUAGCAAGGCCCAAGCUGCUGCUGCGCAGGCCGAGACCAAGCAAGUCAAGGAGCAGGCAGCACAGGCGCUCGGUGAGUCACAGGCCGAGCUAGCACAAGUCCAGGCGCAGACCGGAGGUCAGACUGACGAGCUGCGUGGCAUUCAAACAGCUGCCGAUGCAGCACAGCGCGCGACUGCUGCCGAGCAGGAGGCAGCCGAGAUGAAGGCGAUGAGCAUGGAGAUGGAUCUCAAUGUGCAGUCGCUCAACGCUCAGCUCGCGACGCGCAAGCUCGAGUCGCAGGCACAGUCGCAGCAGCAGCAGGUCGAACUGGAGCAGGCGCGGGCCGAGAGUGCGUCGCUGGAGGCUGAGCUGGAGCAGGCGCGGGCGGAUGCUGCCAGCGGUGGCGAGGCGGCAGCGCAGCUCUCGCAGCUGCGGACCGAGUAUACGUCGCUGCAGACUGAAUUGGAGCAGGCGCGGGCCGAGAGUACGUCGCUGCAGACUGAACUGGAGCAGGCGCGGGCGGAUGCUGCCAGCGGUGGCGAGGCGGCAGCGCAGCUCUCGCAGCUGCGGACCGAGUAUAUGUCGCUGCAGACUGAGCUGGUGCAGGCGCGAGCGGAUGCUGCCAGUGGUGGCGAGGCGGCAGCGCAGCUCUCGCAGCUGCGGACCGAGUAUACGUCGCUGCAGACUGAGCUGGAGCAGGCGCGAGCGGAUGCUGCCAGUGGUGGCGAGGCGGCAGCGCAGCUCUCGCAGCUGCGGACCGAGUAUACGUCGCUGCAGACUGAGCUGGAGCAGGCGCGAGUGGAUGCUGCCAGUGGUGGCGAGGCGGCAGCGCAGCUCUCGCAGCUGCGGACCGAGUAUAUGUCGCUGCAGACUGAGCUGGAGCAGGCGCGGGCGGAUGCUGCCAGCGGUGGCGAGGCGGCAGCGCAGCUCUCGCAGCUGCGGACCGAGUAUACGUCGCUGCAGACUGAAUUGGAGCAGGCGCGGGCCGAGAGUACGUCGCUGCAGACUGAACUGGAGCAGGCGCGGGCGGAUGCUGCCAGCGGUGGCGAGGCGGCAGCGCAGCUCUCGCAGCUGCGGACCGAGUAUACGUCGCUGCAGACUGAGCUGGAGCAGGCGCGGGCGGAUGCUGCCAGUGGUGGCGAGGCGGCAGCGCAGCUCUCGCAGCUGCGGACCGAGUAUACGUCGCUGCAGACUGAAUUGGAGCAGGCGCGGGCCGAGAGUACGUCGCUGCAGACUGCAGCGCAGCUCUCACAGCUGCGGACCGAGUAUAUGUCGCUGCAGACUGAGCUGGAGCAGGCGCGAGCGGAUGCUGCCAGUGGUGGCGAGGCGGCAGCGCAGCUCUCGCAGCUGCGGACCGAGUAUACGUCGCUGCAGACUGAGUUGGAGCAGGCGCGGGCCGAGAGUGCGUCGCUGGAGGCUGAGCUGGAGCAGGCGCGAGCGGAUGCUGCCAGUGGUGGCGAGGCGGCAGCGCAGCUCUCGCAGCUGCAGACCGAGUAUACGUCGCUGCAGACUGAGUUGGAGCAGGCGCGGGCCGAGAGUGCGUCGCUGGAGGCUGAGCUGGAGCAGGCGCGAGCGGAUGCUGCCAGCGGUGGCGAGGCGGCAGCGCAGCUCUCGCAGCUGCAGACCGAGUAUACGUCGCUGCAGACUGAGCUGGAGCAGGCGCGGGCCGAGAGUACGUCGCUGCAGACUGAGCUGGAGCAGGCGCGGGCGGAUGCUGCCAGCGGUGGCGAGGCGGCAGCGCAGCUCUCGCAGCUGCGGACCGAGUAUACGUCGCUGCAGACUGAGCUGGAGCAGGCGCGGGCGGAUGCUGCCAGCGGUGGUGAGGCGGCAGCGCAGCUCUCGCAGCUGCGGACCGAGUAUACGUCGCUGCAGACUGAGCUGGAGCAGGCACGGGCCGACUUGAUCCAGGCUCGCGCUGAUGUUGACAGUGGUACGUCUCGAAUGCAGGCAAUGCAUGCCGAAGCAACUACCAAGCUGGAGACACAAGCCAAGAGCAUGAAGAGCUUGCAAGACAAGCUCAACUUGCAAGAGUCAUCAAUGACUGCAAUGCAAGAAGAGGCUCGCGUCAAGCUUCAGGUACAGGUAACUCGGAUGAAGGAGCUCCAGGCUGAGCUCGAGCAGGCACGGGCCGAGUGUGUGACGCUCGAGACCAAGGCCGCCGCCCAGCAGCAGCAGAUGCAGCAGCUGCAGGCCGAGCUCGAGCAGGCGCACACCGACCAGGCUUCGCUUCAGGCCGAGCUCGAGCAGGCACGGGCUGACGCCGCACUCGGCGGCGAGGCCGCCACGCAGCUGGCGCAGGCACGAGCCGAGUAUGUGACGCUCGAGACCAAGGCCGCCGCCCAGCAGCAGCAGAUGCAGCAGCUGCAGGCCGAGCUCGAGCAGGCGCACACCGACCAGGCUUCGCUUCAGGCCGCGCUCGAGCAGGCACGGGCUGACGCCGCACUCGGCGGUGAGGCCGCCACGCAGCUGGCGCAGGCAAGGGCCGAGUAUGUGACGCUCGAGACCAAGGCCGCCGCUCAGCAGCAGCAGAUGCAGCAGCUGCAGGCCGAGCUCGAGCAGGCGCACACCGACCAGUCUUCGCUGCAGGCCGAGCUCGAGCAGGCGCACACCGACCAGGCUUCGCUGCAGGCCGAGCUCGAGCAGGCACGGGCUGACGCCGCACUCGGCGGCGAGGCCGCCACGCAGCUGGCGCAGGCACGGGCCGAGUAUGUGACGCUCGAGACCAAGGCCGCCGCCCAGCAGCAGCAGAUGCAGCAGCUGCAGGCCGAGCUCGAGCAGGCGCACACCGACCAGUCUUCGCUGCAGGCCGAGCUCGAGCAGGCGCACACCGACCAGGCUUCGCUGCAGGCCGAGCUCGAGCAGGCACGGGCUGACGCCGCACUCGGCGGCGAGGCCGCCACGCAGCUGGCGCAGGCACGAGCCGAGUAUGUGACGCUCGAGACCAAGGCCGCCACACAGCAGCAGCAGCUGCAGCAGCUGCAGGCCGAGCUCGAGCAGGCGCAGACAGCCGAGUCUUCGUUGCGAGCUGAGCUUGCGCAACUACGCGCAGACCACGCGACCGUUGCGGCCGAGGCCAAGUCGUGUCAUGAUCGAGUGGCGCAGCUGCAGACCGAGCUGGACCAAGCUCUCACCGGCCGCGCUUCGCUUGUAGGCGAGCUGGAGCGGGCCCACACCCAGCUCCAGGGUGCCGAGGACGAGCUCGCGAGCGUCAGAUCCCAGCUCUCUAGCCUCCAAGGCGCCCACUCUGACCAUGUUGCCAAGCUCGAGGCGCAGAUUGCUGCCGCCCGCUCUGAUGCAUCGGCCGCGGCCGCUGAGAUUAAUCGUGCUCGCGAGGCCGAGCAUGCCAGCUCGGCCCGCACCGCCGAGCUAGAGGCCACGCUCGCCGUGCUGCGGACCGACGACGCACACCGCAGCGGUGACAUCGCCCUCGCUCGUAAGGAGCUGGCGCGUGCCCAGAGCGAGCUCGCCGAGACCAAAGCCCGUCUCGACAGCGCAUACACCGAGGCCAAGGCCCGCUCUCCAGACCUUGCCUCGGCACUUCGUGACUGUCACAAGGCCCAGGCCCAGGUCACAGCCCUCCAGCGGACGCUCGCUGCCAAGAACGCCCGCAUCGCUGCACUCGAACAGUCGGUCGGCCCUGCUGCUGCCGACGCCGCUACGUUGCAUAACCUUCUCACCACCAACGCCAAGCUCGAAACCCAGCUUGCCACCGAGACCGCGCUCAAAGCCAAGAUGGCUGCUGACAAGCACCGAGUCGCUUCACGUCUCGAGUCACUCCUCAGUGUCCUCCGUGCUCAUCACCAAUGCCUCGACGCCGAACUCGCCUCCACAACCCCCCACGCGUAA